UGCGCAUGCGUACAAUGCGAAGAACAUCAUGGGUCACGUCUGACGUUGGAUCAACUAGAUACGUUGCUACAUUUAUAAACUAGCUAUAUAUUUUUUUUUUAUCACAGACAUGACACGUUAACUCUGCACUUUUCAUAUUUUGUACUGUUAGCUAGACAUAUUUGACUACAUUGUUUAGCGUCACCUGAAAGAAAGAAAUCAUGACUGCCAACGAGGAUCAAGAGAUGGAGUUAGAAGCCCUACGUUCGAUAUACGAGGGGGACGAGUGCUUCAAGGAAGUCAGCCCGGUUUCAUUUCAGUUUAGGAUAGGAGAACAGGACGACUCCAAAGCGUUCAUUCUGGAUAUUUCAUGGCCUGAGAUGUAUCCUGAAACGGCACCUGAAAUUUCUCUAGGUGGCUUUUUCAACAAAAAAAUAUCUUCAGAGACCAAGCAGCUGAUCAUCUCUGGGUUGGAGGAGCAGGUGGAGGCCAACCUGGGCACUGCCAUGAUGUACACCCUGUUCGAGUGGGCCAAAGACAACCAGGAAGCGCUGAUGGAGAACCACCAGGCCGUGGUCACUGCCGUGACACUGACAUCCAACAGUGACCUCAACGCCCCAGCCAAGAAGAAAGAGAAGAAGGAACAGCUGACCAAAUCACAGAAGAGGAAGAUCACAUGUAGAACUGAUAACAAGGGGGAGCUCCCCAGAGGCUGGGACUGGGUCGACGUCAUCAAGGUAUAUUCGUUCAGUCUGUUCACGGCAGUUGAUUUUGUGCUGACUAUUUUUGUUGUCCUGUCUGAUUUUUCAUAAACGACAGCUUUUUCAUAAGGCACCUUUGCUAUUGAUAGCACCUUUGCUAUUGAUAGCACCUUUGCUAUUGAUAGCACCUUUGCUAUUGAUAGCACCCUUGCUAUUGAUAGCACCCUUGUUGCCAAUAGCACCCUUGUUGCCAAUAGCACCCUUGUUGCCGCUAGCACCCGUGUUGCCGCUAGCACCAUUGUUCAUCAUUUUAAUUUCUGUCCUUUCUUGCAUCUUCAACUUGUUGAACAUGACACUCCAGCAUGUAAGUACAAUGGAAAAACUACAUAUUUCCCAAUAUACAUUAAAAAAACAUGCCCCAUCUGAGCUUACUGUGGUUUCUAAAUGCUUUUCUCUAUAUUAUCGUUUUUCAGUUGAGCAGAACAGGCGGUAAAGAGGAAGACUAGAAUGCCGUGGAGGAGGUGGAGAGGUCUCUGGUACUGCUUUUACCAGGAAGUGAAGUCUCCCGACCUCACUCAGACCACCUGACCUGGCCGCUGCUCCGUAGACUCCUUCCAGUCUGCCCCAAGACACCACACCCAAGAUGGCCGCUUUUUCGCUCCAAGGGAAGACGGGGUCCCUCUACACCUGAACACAAUCAAUAGUUGUCAAAGCUGUCGUUUUGAGAGGGCGUCACACAUACAGGUGGUUUAGUGUCAUAUCGGAAGGAGUUUAAAAUGUGGCUUUAUUUUUUAUGAACUGUUUUCAUUUGCUUGGAGGAGACCCCAAAUGUGUGACUCAUUUUGGUUUUAACGGUGGUGAUGACGGUGGAUUGCAGUGUGAGCUGCAUUGAAACAACGAAAGCUUGUACGGGUGUGUGCUAGUAUUUGUGCCGUCGGAAAAGGUCGAGGUGAGUGAAUGGUGACUGGGUGGCAGUGUCAUCUGUUUUCACUAGUACUGUAUGCUUGUCAAAGUGGAAUGAUUUGGACCUCUUGUUACCAUGAGCCAGACUUCCAUGUACUGUCAUCACUGCCAGGGAAUUGAAAAUCUGUCCACUUUGAGACCGGUUCAGUUGCUAGGCAUCAGAGCUGUAAAACGUGCUUUACCAGGACUGUCAACGUAUGGCUGUGUGACUUUAGGAUCCUCAGUGUAUCUGAUGUACAGUGGUGUGGAACAUAAACUCAACAUGUUAUGAAGGACACGACUGAAUAUGUGAUACUGUGUCCCUUUAAUUUAGAGAUGUGCUGGAGAAACAUUUUUUUUUUUUUUUAUAAAAAAUGAUUAUUACGA
Oncorhynchus nerka (sockeye salmon) is the source of this 2009-nucleotide messenger RNA. RefSeq names its product RWD domain containing 4 (gene rwdd4). The record is from RefSeq and is a predicted model, not a curated record. Gene Ontology annotation, molecular function: protein binding. The coding region runs from base 201 to 791 and encodes 196 amino acids. Lineage: Eukaryota; Metazoa; Chordata; Actinopteri; Salmoniformes; Salmonidae. The transcript is spliced from 6 exons.